CACUAGUCCCCGUACAGCUGGCCAGUAGAGGAAUGUCGUGGUCACUCAACCAAUUUCUCCGGUUCGCCAUGAGAAGACGGUGAUUAAACCAGCAGCCCCGGCAGCCAUGGCGCACCACAGUGUCUUCAACGCAUGCAAACUGGUCGCUGCGCUUCUUAUUUGGCUUGGACCCUCUGCUGGAGACGAGCGCACGGUUUUGGCUCAUGCCGCGGAGCACCGGGAGCCAGCGGCACGGGCCUCCGUUGGUUUGGAGGAAGUGGUGAUCGUGAUCCAGAGUCAGAGGAACUCCUACCACGUGCGUCGCAGUAGCCAGAGGAAGACGGAGAUUCUGCAACAGGCGGCUAAACUCGGACAGGGACUUCCAGUUGUUGUUCUUCUCCAUGAGCUGUCAGAGUAUGAGGGAGACUGGAGUAUCCUCCCUGCGCUUCCGCGUCUCUCUGCCACGUACGGCCAAAUGGCGUCCUGGUUUUUUUUCAUGGAGGAGGAAACCACAGUCACACUCCCUCUUUUGCUGCAGGUCCUCAAGAGAUACCCAGUCCAAGAAGAAUGGUUUUUGGGUAAACGUCUCCAUGACGACGAGCCCUCCAUCAUUCACCACUACGCCUUUUCUGAAGACCCCAGUUCUUUUGGUUACCCUGACCCUGCAGCAGGCUGGGCUCUCAGUGCGCCAUUACAGCAAAGGCUGUCUGAGCGGAUCCAACACGGCAGCCUCAAGUCAGAGUUUACCAUCGACUUAAAACACGAGGUUGCCUUGUAUAUUUGGGAGGAAGGAAAUGGUCCACGGCUGACGGCGGUUCCAGAGUUUUGCACUGAGCCGAACGACAACUGUGCUACCUCAUUUACAAACUACAUGCCCAACUGUGGGGAUCCAGUGUCGAAGAACGAUGUAUUUGUCGCAGUGAAAACUUGCCAAAAAUUCCACUCGGAACGAAUACCAAUCGUGAAGGCAACCUGGGAGAAAGACGCUGGGUUUUUAGAGUAUUACAGCGAUACCACUGAUCCCUCCAUACCCACAAUCAGUCUGGGAUUGCCCAAUACUGAGAGAGGACACUGUGGGAAGACUUUUGCUAUCCUGAGGCGUUUCAUGAGUGGCGCUGUGCCAAAGACUGACUGGCUGCUCAUCGUUGAUGAUGAUACUCUCAUCAGUUUGCCCCGGCUGCGUCGUCUGCUGCGUUGCUACGACCCGAAGGAAGCAGUGAGCCUCGGGGAGAGAUACGGCUACGGCUUGGUUCAGAACGGAUACAGCUACACCACAGGAGGAGGAGGGAUGGUGCUCAGUCGGAGGGCGGUGUCCAGGCUGCUGUCCAGUGGUUGCAGCUGCUACACUGAUGAUGCCCCCGAUGACAUGGUGCUGGGCAGGUGUUUCACUUCCCUCCGCGUUCCCAUCACACACAGUCCACUGUUUCACCAGGCUCGACCGGAUGACUACUCUGAGACAUUGGUCUCCUUGCAGCAGGCCAUCUCCUUCCACAAGCACUGGAAUGUAGACCCCAUGGCUGUCUACAAAUACUGGCUGCAGGACGUGCACCAACGUGAUGAACUGUAGAAACACUGACCACACAUUAAAUAUAUUGUAGACAAGCAAUGAAUUCAAAAAAAAAAAAAAAAAAAAAAAAACUGCACCUGGGAAAUCUCCCCUGAAACUUUUACUUGCUUUCAUCAAUAUUUCAACACCCACAGUGAGUCAUGCAUGACUUUGUGCAAUGGAAAAGGGCCACACUAUUUUUUAGCCUCAUUUCGGUCAUUGUUUUGACGGCCCGCGCAUUAACUGGACAGUUAAGGAGGUGUCCAACUGGGAGCUAAUGUGUCUCUGCUCCUGCUGGACGUGUUAAUGUUUGACAACACGUAGCAACUGGAUGUGAGGAUGGCUACGUGGGUGAUUUGUCAGCAACAUAAGUGACGACGACUCUUAUAAGUAACGUCCACAACUACGGCUGUGGCUCAGCCUGCAGCUUUUCACCGCACUGCUUUGAGCGAAAUUCAACCCACAGCGUGAGGACACAUCAGCAGUUCUUGUCUUCAGCGCUGAUUGUGUUUGGAGAAAGUGGAAUACUGAUGAGGCGAUGCUGCAAGAUGAAAAGCAACGGAAGUCUGUGGAUAAAUUGACGAAACCCUUGGGAAUUCAUCACAUAGUUGUAGCGGGUUGACUUAACUGCUGCCCCGGGGCCACGCCCCUCUGAGUGGUGAAAACAUGGUGAAAUGUGUCAGUAAAUACAGGGAGACUGGGAAAAAUGUGGAUCAUCAGAUCAAAUUAAGGACAAUUGGACUUGACAGUAAUCCACAUGAACUAGUAUGGAUUUGGAAAAGCGGAUUAGCCUCAGUCUCUAUUAGUUUCAAUUAGUUUUAGGUCAUUUCAGUUAGCUAAAUAAAGGAUGCUAAUGCUAAGAGCUUUACUGAGAAGUAACGUUAGCUAUACAAUACUGUUGCGUUAAAAGGAUGACGAGGAGUGAUCACAAAUAAUCCAUUUACUGUUUUAUCGUUAUUUAUUGUUGGAUCUGAAAUAGCUACUGUCGACUGUAACUGCACCAAAACAACAACAUCUUAUCUGACAGCCCUCCAGAACGUAACUGAAGAAGUAACUUAAGGUAUGACUUCAUCUAAAAAUAAAGCAUGAAUUAACAUUACCUGACACUAAAUGCGAACUACAACACCAGGUUUCUGUGUCUGAAUUCAGUUGUUUCUUCCUAAUGCAGGUGAUCUACUUACUUUUCUUUGGCAUUAGGAGAAAUUAGUACAAAUAUAUCUCUGACUGCUUUACACAUUUGUUGGUACAGUCAGUCACAAAACAACUCUUCCCCAUUUUUUGAAUUCAUUUUACAAUUUAUGAUUCAAACUAAUGCUGCUAAUCUCCGUGCUCAACUUAUUGACACUCAGUGGCCGUAACCACGGAGACUUCAGUGACUGUGACAUCACGUGCAUACCCUCUAUUGACCUAUUUUAAGUAGCGUCUAGCUGACUGACAUUAUCAUCCUUAGAGUUGCAAUUUUAACAACAAAGCAAAGUAAAUUAACUUUUUCCUGCUUAUAGCGCAUAUUUGUUGCCGUUUGGACUGUGAGAGCCGAUGUUUUAGCGUCGCUCCCUUCACGUUACACUCCAACAAAACCACAAAUCAAGAUGUAAUUUAUUCAAACUGUGUUCUUGCAUUUAAUAUAAUGUCCAUGUGUUUAUCAGGUGGGUAAUUAAGUGCUGAAUGAGGUUAAAUGGACUGUGCUGUGAAGGGAUUUAUUUAGCCUGGUCACCUGUGAGGAAGGAAGGUAGGUAGGGAAAAAUACAAAGCAACAGGAAAUAAGAAUUAAAAAAUACCCAGAAACAGGAUUAUACAACGAAAAUAGAGGCAGUUAACAAAAGUUUCAUUUGCAUUCACAGUGGUCUUGAUUUUCAGAUUCCUCAGUUUAAGUCUGAUUUUAAAUGGCAACCAAGCACAACAAGAACAACAUAAUCCCCUUCUCUAAUACGUCGGCUUAUUCAUUUUCUUACUGAAAGCUGAGAUGAGAAGACGGUUACAGGUACCUCCUUAACAUAAAAUUUUCCUGUCUCUUAUCUAACAUGCUUUAUCUCAUUAAUCUUUAUUUCAUAUUGGUCGUACAGAUCUCAAACUACUGGGAGGUGGAGGAGGUACUCCACCAAAAUGUUGAACCAUUCCUUUUUUUACAAAAAUAAAAGAUAGGUAUAUUUUGGAAAAUAUAUUAUUCUUGAAAUAUGUGUGCGAGCGUGAUCGUGUGUGUGAAAGGAGCGGUGCUAAAUAGAAUUGGGUUGAGUUUUAUUUUUUUAUCCGUGAACAUGAAAACCGUGUGGAUGUGGACGGAUGCUUGUAAUUAUAACCCACACCUGAAAAAGACAGCAAUUUUGCAGCUGUUUUUUUUUUUGUGAAUACGUGAAUAUUUCUGGCUGGUUUGCUGAAAACCUGGUGGUUCCUUAGAUUAAAGCCUCUUUUAAAGUCAUUUAAAAAUAAAAUAUUCAUUGGAUUUAAUACA
Molecule: messenger RNA, 3974 nt
Organism: Mugil cephalus (flathead mullet)
Lineage: Eukaryota; Metazoa; Chordata; Actinopteri; Mugiliformes; Mugilidae
Gene: b3glctb
Product: beta 3-glucosyltransferase b
Exons: 15
Coding region: 107-1546 (479 amino acids)
Cellular component (GO): membrane
Molecular function (GO): acetylglucosaminyltransferase activity
Source: RefSeq, a predicted model, not a curated record